AUGUCGCACCCGAACGAAAUUGCCACGCCGCAGAAAAUUCGCGCUGCCGAGCCCAUCGAAUACGACUACGAGGAGCUGCCAGAGACGUCCCCGCUGACCAUGCACUUGAUUGCGGGUGCUGCUGCCGGCAUCAUGGAGCACUCUGUCAUGUACCCGUUCGACAUUGUAAAGACUCGCAUGCAAGUGGUCGGAUCACCGUCGUCGGUCGUCUACAGCGGCGUCACACACGCAAUUAAGAUUAUUUCUACCACAGAAGGCAUGCGUACGCUCUGGAGGGGAGUCAUGUCGGUCGUUCUUGGCGCUGGCCCUGCCCAUGCGGUAUACUUUGCCACCUACGAACAAACAAAGAAGCUGCUGUCGAACUCGGCUGGCGAAACCACCGCUCUUGCUGCAGGUGCUGCCGGCGGUGUGGCGACAGUCGUCAGCGAUGCCCUGAUGAACCCGUUCGACGUGAUCAAGCAGCGCAUGCAGCUUGUUGGAUCAAGCUACCGCAACAUUGCCGACUGCGCAGCGACGGUCAUGCGCAAGGAGGGUCUGCGCGCCUUUUACGUUUCCUACCCGACAACGCUUAUCAUGAAUAUCCCGUUCCAGUCGAUCCAAUUCGGCUGCUACGACCUGUUCCGCAAAACACUCAACCCCAAUGGCUCGUACUCGCCCCUGACACACGUUGUCGCCGGUGGCCUGGCGGGCGCCGUGGCCGCGGCACUGACAACCCCGAUCGAUUGCUGCAAGACGCUGCUGCAGACGCGCGGCGCGUCGGUUGACCCCGAGGUCAGGAAUGCGAGCUCGAUGAUUCAGUCGGCGAAGAUUAUUUACAAGCAGCAGGGCGUCAACGGGUUCUUCCGCGGCGCUCGCCCCAGAGUCAUUGCCAACAUGCCUGCCACGGCCAUCAGCUGGACUACAUACGAGUACUUCAAGUGGAUGAUCGCCCGGCGAGACAAGCGCGAGUGA
Messenger RNA from Linderina pennispora, 951 nucleotides. Its product is annotated as mitochondrial carrier. Gene Ontology annotation, cellular component: mitochondrial membrane. Gene Ontology annotation, biological process: iron import into the mitochondrion. Gene Ontology annotation, molecular function: ferrous iron transmembrane transporter activity. The record is from RefSeq and is a predicted model, not a curated record. Lineage: Eukaryota; Fungi; Kickxellomycota; Kickxellomycetes; Kickxellales; Kickxellaceae. The transcript is spliced from 3 exons. Bases 1 to 951 code for a protein of 316 amino acids.